GUAGACGUCAGAGCAAAGAAGGAAGUUUCAGACUACUCACUAAACUGAAAUCUAUACAGGAUCACGAAUGAAAGUAAAAGAAGAAAAAGGAAUCCACCCAAUGAAAUACGUUGAGACGUUCUUCCUGUUUGAUGUGUGGGAAAUAAAACAUGGCUGAACCCAGUAAAGUUUCGACUUAAGCAAUUUGCAAUAGUUGGCAGUUUAAAAACAUGGCGGGCUCUAGAAAACAAAUGCGACUGAAGUGUGUGGAAGACGUCAACAAAAUCAAAGACUUCCCCGAAGCACUGAUGAUAAUGAGGGAUCUGGGCAUCUCCGGAGCAGGGCUGAAGAACUUGGAUGAAGCGAAAAAGAACAUUGCUAGUUGGUACAAUGCACACGGGGACAACGCUAAGUCUACCUAUGUAAAAAAGGACCAGGACGCCCUCAAUGAGGCCCUGAACGAGGAUAAAAGGAACAGAGCCUCCUUACUGAAGGUUUUCGAACAGGCAGAAGCCAACUUUAAGGAACUUCCUGAGAAAUUCGUUCACGAUCUGGACCAAGUCUUCCCAGGAUUCCAAGCUGAUCUCAAACGGAAGUCCCAAGAGCUACAGAAGAGUGACUGUGCCAUCCUCUUUGCAGGUGAGACGGGUUCAGGUAAGAGCAGUCUGGUGAAUCUGUUGUCAGGGGCGAACCUCCUGCCUACAGCUGGUCUCCAGUGCACUGCGACCAUGUGCGAACUGAGGAAGUCCCCCAAGAAAUACGCCGUCAUUCACUCCCGACAGCGCAAGAAGUCCACGCCGAAGAUUCUCGACUGCGGCAGCAACGAGGGCGAGUUUAUCAAGAAGCUCCACCAGUACAUCACGUUUAUUGACGAGGAGACCGAGGAGAGCCCGUAUGACAGAGUGGAAAUCUUCUGGCCUUUUCCUAGUUUGGAGGAAUGCGUUGUGUUUGUAGACAGCCCCGGCGUAGGUCAGAGCCAACACGUGUUCAAGCAGAUAGAAAAAUACAUGACCAAAGCAUUCGGCUUCAUCUACGUCAUCAACCCUGGCAGCAUUCACAAGGACAGGCUCGGCUACCUUCUUCGCAUGGCGGUACAGCAAAGCGACUUCGAUCCAUCGACUACGAUCUUCGUGAACAACAAGUGGGACCAGGUGCCCCCUAGGGAGCAGGAAGACGUCUUUAAAUACACCCUGGAGAAGCUGAACGGCUGCAUCCCUGGAACCCAACCCUCGCAGAUAUACCCGCUCUCCACCAAAGAGGCCGUGAAAACUAUCGAUUUUGGCGGUAUUACGAAGGAGCAUGUGGAGUUGGUGAAAGGAAUCAGAGGAGUUCUGCCCAUCACCUUCCACUCGAAACUCUGCACAUACUACAGGUGGAUGGCGUCCAUUCUAAAACGGUUGCUGUGUUCGUUGAAGAUCUCGCGCACGCUGUCGGCGAAGAGCAAGGAGGAGAAGGAGAAGACGUUCCAGCACAUCCAGUCUCAGAUCGGGACCCUGGAGGAGAAGGCGGAAUACCGGAUCUUCACGAUGCGCAACGACCUGAAGCACGCCAUCGAGGACAUCGUGUCGACCAUCCUGAAGAUGAUCCAGCAGCCCGACUACAAGAGGCGGCUGAUGGCCUGGGACUCCUCCAUGUGUCCAGCUCCAGACAGCACCAAGAAGGUCUUGAACGACGCCAGCUCCAAGCUCACCGAGCGGCUCGCCCACGUCGUCGACAUCUGGGAGCACGACAACGACGUCGUGUCCGGCGUCAAAUCGAGGGUGCUGAAGACCUUCAACAAGGAGCUGGAGCUGUUCGAGGAUCAGAUUAAGAAGAUUGAAGGGGUACUAUUUGGAGAUGACGGCAAAGCACUUCUCGACCUGCACAAGUCCAUGAGGCGGCGGACAACGGUCAAGCCAGCCUUGGCGAAGGGAAAGAAGAAGGACGGUAAGGACGACGGCUUGCUCAGCAUGGGCAACGCCGUGGCCGCUGCUGCCUCGCUGGACGUGAAGAACAGCAAAUACAAGACCAUGUUCAAGUCGUACGACAAGUCCAACGCGCCGUCAAUGAUGAUGGCGGCCAUGGAUCUCUUCCUCAAGGAUUUGAACAGAGACGCCAUGGCAGACAAGCUGAACAAAUUCUUCGAGAGGUUUUCCAAAAAUAUUGACCAGGUGAGCAAAAUAAUCCCAGAGUUCCUCAAAGCUGACCGAAAAUUGAUGCAGGCGAUCAACCAAGACCUGCGCGAUGACGAAAGCAUGCUGAAGGACCUCUACCCUGCGCUGAUCACCCGAAUAGAUUCUCUCCAGGGUCGUUUGGAUAUCGUGUUCGCCAAGCAGCUCAUGAGAUUCGAAUUCAACUACUCCGAGUUCAAGUACGACACGAAGAACCCAGUGGGAGUGGGCAGUUUUGCGUCGGUGUUUGUGUCCGAUAUCCAGACGCAAGGAGAAAGUAUUCCAGUCGCUCUGAAGAUCUGCCGGGAACCUCUGCGCGAGUCGAACGUCAACGAUGUUCUGCUGGAGGACAGAAUGCUUAGAGACUUGCGACAUAAGAAUUUCAUCCGAUACUACGGGGCAUCACACCACACAGUUGGAUCGGACAUGCGAUGGAUCAUGGUUUUGGAAUUCUGUCCUUCGACUCUAAAACAGAGAUUUGUUGGCGAAGACGUGAAGAGUCCGGCAAAGCAAGGACAGUUUGUCUCGCUGCAGCUUGACUCGAUGAAGAAAGUGGCCUCGUUUGCCGAACAGGUGUGCUGUGGUCUGCAGUACCUACACAACAAAGGCCUCGUUCAUCGAGACAUGAAGUUAGAAAAUAUUUUGCUUACAGGCGAUGACGUCGUCAAACUCACUGACGUAGGUCUAGCGAAGAGGGCGAUAGAUAUCGCGGGGACCCUGGCGGGAACCCCCGUGUACAUGGCGCCGGAGAUCCUGCUUCAGAAAGGAAGGUACGACUUCAAGGCCGACAUCUACAGCAUGGCCGUCAUCCUGUGGGAGAUGUGGUACGGGAUGGACGCCGCCGACCACAUCCAGGGGCAGCUGUUCGGGACAUUCGAGAGCGCCAUCAGCACUGGCUUGAGACCCUCUCUGACCAUGAACGACAAGCCGCCAGCCGAUUGGGUGAAUUUUAUCAAGGUGUCGUGGAGCCUCGACCCCAAUGAUCGACCCGACGUUGACCAGAUGUUGACCUUCUUCCGCACGUUCCUCAAACAGACGUCGAAGUAACAACCAUUGUAACCGAAACAACUGUUUUACGCAUUAGGCCUAAGAUAUGUUGCUAUUAAAGUCGCAGAACCUUGUUUGAGCAUUUUACAAACCUGUAACACAUUUGGAUAAAGUUAAAAUAGACUGAAACAAAAGCUGUGCCGUUGAAACGGUAAAAUAAUAUUUAAAAAUAGACUCCAGAUCGUCUCUAUAACCGUUAUUUCUCAGAGGAACGUGCACUUAAAACUAUGAAAUAUUUAUUUUGUGGUGUUAAAAAAAACAGGAUAACCAGAAACACUUCGGAUGUACGGCAAUAUAAGCUAAACAAUAAAAUCUAAAAACGGAUCUAAUAGUGAAAAAGUACAUAGUAGUGUUUACAAACUAGGGUCUCCCACUUUAAAAAAACUGUAACAGAAUCGUGUUCACGAGAACCAACGCGCGCUACCAAUUUGUCUGAUACUACCGUUCCAUACUGAUGUGUGGCUUUGAUAUGUUUUCUUGGUACUGGUUAUCAACGUCCGUGGUAUGUGCUGUCCUGUCUGUGGGAUGGUACAUAUAAAAUGCCCCUUGCUACUAGUGGAACAAAUGUAGCGGGUUUCCUCUCUAAGACUAUAUAUCAAAAAUACCAAAUGUUUGACAUCCAAUAGCCGAUGAUUAAUAAAUUACUGUGCUCUAGUGAUGUAGUUAAACAAUACAAACGUAACCUUUUCAUAGUCGUCGGAAGCGGGGUGACUACUGACGAUAAUGCAUCCCCCCAGUACGCCCCCACCCCACCCCCGCACUCCGUUCCCGUUAAAAAGGCAAAUGAAUACAUUGCUGGCUUCUACAUUAUUAAUUCUUUGGGCUACUUGAAAUCACUCGAGUUAACGUUUAUUUUUGUUUAACGACACCAUUAGAGUACAUCGAUUUGUUAACCAUCGGCUACAGGAAGAAAGGACAUGGUUUAUUUAACGACACACUCAACACAUUUUAUUUACGAUUAUAUGGCGUCGGGCACAGAUAUUGAGGGAGGAAACCCGCUGUCGCCACUUCAUGGGCUACUCUUUUCGAUUAG
Molecule: messenger RNA, 4209 nt
Organism: Gigantopelta aegis
Lineage: Eukaryota; Metazoa; Mollusca; Gastropoda; Neomphalida; Peltospiridae
Exons: 11
Coding region: 210-3176 (988 amino acids)
Biological process (GO): protein phosphorylation
Molecular function (GO): protein kinase activity; ATP binding
Source: RefSeq, a predicted model, not a curated record